This is a messenger RNA of Mizuhopecten yessoensis (Yesso scallop), 3018 nucleotides long. RefSeq lists its product as uncharacterized. Gene Ontology annotation, cellular component: extracellular region. Gene Ontology annotation, molecular function: chitin binding. Lineage: Eukaryota; Metazoa; Mollusca; Bivalvia; Pectinida; Pectinidae. The transcript has 13 exons. The record is from RefSeq and is a predicted model, not a curated record. The coding region runs from base 112 to 2208 and encodes 698 amino acids.
AACAUUCGCCUGAACCAGUGGACGGAUUUACUUGACCAGUGGUCAAAAAUAACUAUUGUUCGCCAGACGUGGAGUUUAAUUCGGAGACGUGUCAGAUAACAGAAGACUAGUAUGGACGACCGCCUCAGAGUAAUAUUUCGGCAGAAAUGUCACGUGAUACUACUACUCCUUUUCAUCGUAAAUACGGCGCAUGCUCAGAACAUCACGUGCGCUGUGCCGUCCGAUGUCGUUUUCGUGUUAGAUGGUUCGGAAAGUCUUAGUGAGAUUAACUUUUCAAACAUGAAGACUUUUGUGAUGGAACUAUUGUCAAAGUUUCAAAUCUCGUCAGCCUUCACGAGAGUUGGCGUGAUUGUGUACGGGACAAUUCCAGGGGACAUCGUAUAUUUGGGUACAGUCAAUUACAUUCAGGUCCUGGAUAUCACAAUCCGAAACCUAAACCAACCGAAAUCCGGAACCGGAACUCCGAAAGCGAUAGAGGCCAUGCGCAGAAUGUUCAACGAAAGGGGUCGGUCGGGCGUGGAUAAAGUUGGAAUCGUCAUCACAGACGGUCGGUCCGUUUCCCCGGAACAGACCAAGCAGCAGGCCGACCUGGCUAAGAGUGCGGGAAUCCGCAUGAUCUCCAUCGGCUUUGGCUCAAACGUCUUUCGGACGGAGUUGGAACAGAUCGCCAGCAGUAGUUCUCUAGUGUUCGAGUCCAAUGACUUCACCAUGCUGUUGAAUGAAGUGGAGAUCGCCAUGCGCAGCCUCAUCUGUCACGUGAUCACCACGACCGUCACCACCACCACUACCACAACGACAACCACUACUACCACGCCGGCACCAACCACGCCCGCGCCAACAACUCAGGCGCCGACCACACGAGCGCCAACGACACAGGCGCCGACCACAGCGGCCCCGACCACAGCGGCGCCGACCACACAGGCGCCGACCACUCAAGCACCAACGACCCCCAUACCAACAACAAGGGCACCAACUACACCCCGGAGGUUAACGCCCAUCCCUACGUUGCCACCUGCUGGCAGCCUGUUGUCGACUGUAAUAAGCGACCUGUGUCCUAACUGUAUCAUAGGGCGUAACUGGGGCUACAUGCCUUAUCCCGGAGACUGCACGCGCUAUAUUUCCAUGUUUCCCGACGGUCGAGGAGGCCGGGUGUCCAGUGUACAGAAAUGUCCGUUCGGGUCCUGGUGGGACUCAUACAGCCUGUCCUGUCGGUAUCCUGUCGAUGUCACGUGCAAUGAUGAUCCGUGUCGUGGGGUCAGUUAUGGAGCUUUCCCGAUGGCGGACGUCUGCUCCGGAUUUUGGUACUGCAUCAACGGCAAGGCGUACCCGUCCUGCUGUCCGAAACAAAACCAGCGUUUCAUUGGGAACGGGCCUCAGCUGAAGUGCUCUGACAACGACUUCUGCCCGGAUAGUUGCCCCCCAGUCGACUCUAACAGACUAGUAGGACCCACAGUGUGUGCCAGCUAUCCCCACGCUAGUGACAGAACAAAGUACUUGGAGUAUGCGCCCGGAAGUGGAAAUAUCACACGUGACUGUGCAACAGGAACCUAUUUCGUUUCGAAUGACUGCGCAUGUACUGGCAUCGAUGACUUGCCUUCUCAGUCUCUGCAAACCUGUAACCCGGAGGUUUAUUUUAACUUCGAUGACAACUUCGGUGACAUGUCGGGGAACGAGAUCGCCGCUGGACUGGAGAACGUUGAAUUGGAUACAAAGGAAGCCAAGUUUUCCGGAGACGGGAUGAUAAACAUGUGGCGGUUUUCUAAUUCUGAUUUUCGACGAAGUUUAGUGAUCACCUUCAAGUUCCGCCCUGAAAACAGUGGUAGCCCUGGACCAAUCCAGGCCCUUGUAACAAACUGCAUCUUCAGUGAUCAGGAGGAAGCUUCUCUGGCCAUCAGCGUGGUUCCCGGAAGUGACCCAAGCGUGUUGUAUUUCAAGACGCAGACGACACGCGGAACGGCGGAAUUGUUUGUCCCUUAUGACCCGACGGUAAUGAGUAGCGGAGUGUAUAUCUAUGACGGUGUGACACUUACGGGGCGUGUCAACAACGAGGUCCGCACAGCUUCUCUCACUGGUGAUAUUUUACGGAGACAAAGUGGAAUCGUCAUUGGAGCCGGAAGUAUGAUGGCGAAUUACCGUGGACGGAUAGAUGAUUUCAAACUGUACACAUGUUUUCCGAACGGGAUAUAUACAGCAGCUGGAAGGCGAUGACAUCACAGAACUGUCAACAUAUUUCUGCAAAGGAAACAUAAAACAUGAGACUUGGUCGAUGCCCCUGUAUUUUGUCGUCACAUACGCUGUACUUGGGCGUGCUUCCAUAGAGUGAUGUUAAUACCAUAGUAUAUAGACGAGUAUUAUGUACGUGUAUUAACACUGUAAAUAAAAGUUUGGAAUAGUCACAAGUGUUAAAUAUAGUAAAACUUUACUGAGUAUUUAUAUGUAGUGAUCAGUACACAUGUAGCUAUUAUUUAUCUUAGUUUAGAACAGUUUUAAUUGUUAUUUAUCUUGUGUUGUAAGUGUUUGAUAUUUCAAUGAUUAUCGUUUAACUUUAUUGAUAUAGAUGUCAUUGUUUUUAUUUAAGUCAUCAAUCACGUGCUGAAUGUUAACAAGAGGUGUGUGGAUGAUAGCAGAAUAAUUGCAUAAUUUUCGACAAGUUAUAUAUACAUUGAGUGACAUCAAAUCGUUUGGUCAUAGUUUAAAAUCAUGAUUUUCAUUUGUUUUGCCAAUUCGAUAAAAUGCCUUGGUGCACUUGUUGGUGUGCUUUUAUCAUCCACUGGAAGUGUAAAUAUAUCAGCCUCGAUGUUUUUUCUUGCUGACUUACAUCUUUUGAAUAUGUCAGCACAUGUGUUAUCCCGAUUCAUCAUUAUCAGGGGAUUUAUUUGUAUAAUAAGUGUUUUGUACAGAUCAUACUUUGAAGCUCCAUUUUGUGCAUGGAUACCGAUAUGGUAUCUAUUCCCGUCUUAGCGUAUUGCAGAGUUAUCUUCUCUUGGGAGCAGGUAUUGAUUGUUACGUCACUUGUUU